Phytophthora nicotianae INRA-310 is the source of this 739-nucleotide messenger RNA. RefSeq lists its product as hypothetical. The transcript has a single exon. The coding region runs from base 1 to 591 and encodes 196 amino acids. The record is from RefSeq and is a predicted model, not a curated record. Lineage: Eukaryota; Oomycota; Peronosporomycetes; Peronosporales; Peronosporaceae.
AUGUCGAUCUCCGUUCAGCGCUACCACUACCAGAAAACGACCUUCCUCCUCUAUGGGCUGAUCAUGGCUUUGGCUUGCCAUACCGCCUGGUCUAUUGAGACCGACGCGCCCACGGCUAUCGGUAAUGCUGUCGCUCAAGUGCACAACACCACUAACGUCACUGCACGUCACCUGCAAACCCAAGCCGGAUUCCAGGCACUUCUGCUAGCUGCGGUGAACAAGGAGCGUGCUGCGGUCGGCCUUCCAUCGCUUUGCAUGAACACGAAGUUGCAGUCCGCCGCCCAAAAGCACUCGAACGACAUGGCCGCGAACAAUUUCAUGAGCCACACAGGAUCAAACGGGUCCUCGAUGUCGCAGCGUAUCACGGCAUCGGGAUUCAAGUGGACGGCCAUUGCGGAGAAUGUUGCGGCUGGUCAAAAGGACGUGACGGCAGUGAUGAAGGCGUGGAUGAAUUCUGCUGGCCACAAGAAGAACAUCCUCGGAAGCAAGUACAAGAUGUUCGGUUGCGGUUAUGCAUACAAUGCGAACACCAUCUACAAGCGCUACUGGACGCAGGAGUUUGGCACGGGCUCGGAAUCUUGCUCGAUGUGAGUAAAGAGACUUGGCUUGCAUAGAUGAUGAAGGCUAUACCUGCAUGUUGUAGACGUAUAUAGAACGUGUAAAAGCAGAAAAUUAAUCGAUGUGCUUGUCGCAACAAGGUUUCAACAAAUACCAAAAUACCAAACAUUGAUUGCCAUCC